Molecule: messenger RNA, 905 nt
Organism: Drosophila willistoni
Lineage: Eukaryota; Metazoa; Arthropoda; Insecta; Diptera; Drosophilidae
Exons: 4
Coding region: 5-571 (188 amino acids)
Source: RefSeq, a predicted model, not a curated record
CUCAAUGAAUAGUAAAUUCCUACCAAUGCUGGUCGUCUUGAUCAGUAGCAUCUUAGUGAUAUGUCUAAGCCGAGAGACUGAGGCGGCUGCCGAGGAGAAGUUACCACAAAAUGCUCCACAUGUGCGUCAUAAACGUGGAAUAUUUUGGGAUUUUUUUCAGAAAAUGGUUAUCACUAAGAACCUCAUUGUGGAUCAAUAUACAGAUACAAGAAAUACUUUAAACGACAUCUACAAUACGGUUAAUGAGCAAUUCAGUGAUCCGGCACCAGCCAAGCCAACCAAUCGUCCACGUGUAACAACCGAGAAAGUGGCCAUUAGCGGUGAGGAUAAUAGCAAUAGUAGCGAAGAGCCGACUACGACUGAAGAGUUUAGAAUAUCUCGUUACGAAUUGGGACGGAUAUUCGGUCGCAAUUUCCGGGGUCUACAGCGUCUGGCCAUGAGCGAAUUCCAUGAGGCUCUCAAUGCUACUAAGUACAAUCUCAAGGAGUACAAAGCGGAGGCGGAUCAACAAUUUGCCAACAGUUUGGCUGUGGAAAAGAAAAACAAACUCAAGAGUCUCAAGGGUCGAUGAGCUGAACACCCUGUUUUCCCUUCCAUUUUCCCCGAACUAGUGCCGUGCCUGAUAGUUGUUAGUUUGAUAUGAUAGUCGUCUCUGUGAUAGGCUCAACGAGAUGAGAACAAUGUACCAAAAUGUGCUUGUUUCUAUAUGUAUAUUUUCCUUUUCCCCUUCUCUUCCACUUUUUACAUCCGUGCUCUCACUGCUAUUAUUAUUAUUAUUAUUUUUUUUUUUUUUGAUUUAUAAUGUAAGUGGUUUAACCUGUUUAUCCUUACUCCAUGUACAUACAUAUAUUUAUUUGAAAUAAAAACCUUGACAAGUUUUUCCUAUCUCUCCAAUGGCCCAGCCC